UACUGUACUAUCUGUAAAUCCUCCGAUUUCUGUUAACGAAUCCCUGUCCUUGCUGAUCGAUUAAUUUACACAUUCUUCACUUUAUACACUGUUUUGAUCAUAUAUAUAUAUACAGCGUUUUGGCUACAUAUUGUGUAUAUAUAUAUAUAUAUAUAUUUAUAUGUAUAUCUAUAAUGGAAAACGGUGGUGGUGUUAAUCAGAAAAUCAGUGCCAACGAUGUUAUAUCGAAGUUAAAGGACGAUGGUGGUUUUGAUAUGCUUCGUUUGAAGAUCAUCCGCAAGCUCAAAGAGAACGAAGAGUUGCGUAAUAGCAUUACUUCAAUGGUGAAACAAUCAGCAGCACUGAAUCGUCCAGGCGCUGAGAGCAUGAAACCUCGGCAGCUUUCUGAUGCCAUCCAUCAAGAAAUUGGGGACAACGUAAUGAGCCAAAUAUCUGAUGGUGUAUGGGAAAUAAUCAGAUCAGCUGAUGGAAUGAAACGUGAAAUUACAGAAUCAGUCCAAUCUGUUUACAGUAAGUUACUAAAUCCAAAAGAGAACGAAGAGGGUGAAUCAUCCUCUCCCAAUGGCGUGGUGGUGCCACUUCAGACGGAAGCUGGUAAUGGUGGCUCUACCACGGUUCCAGUGGGUGAAAUUGAUGGCACAAUGUCCGACAAUGAGCCAAAUGAACCACCAGGUUUCUCUCUUGGUCAUCAAAACAGCAACCAGGAGGAGCAACCUAAAGAGGAGCUGCAGCUGCCUACAUCUCAUGAUGGGAGACCCACUGAAGAUCAGAAAGAAGAGCCCCAUCCCUCACAAGAUGAUGUAGAACCCGACAAUUUGGAUCUUAGUUUGCCACCUGGCUUUUCCGCGAUUGUGGAACCUAAGAAGCCAUGUAAUGGUAGCGACGAGGACCCUGAUUUGCCUCCGGGUUUCGGUUGAUGAGUAAUCAUGCAAUUGGAUCAGUCAUUGCUAUAGUAUAAGCACACUUAAUAGACUCUACAGAAAAGGUUUUGGCAUGAGUACUGUACAAAAUCUUGGCGACUAGCUACUGGUCUCCAUAUUAACCAUUGUUAAGAGGUCAGAAGGAGGAGGAGGAUGAUGAUGAUGAGAUCCUCUAGAUUGUUUUUGUAAUCCAAGAUUCAUGAAUCACAAAAAAUUAGCCAAAAGGCACCAUCAUAGUAUGGUGAUUGCAUAUAAUCUUUUAUUUGCUAAUUCUAGUUAUUUCCAUGUUGUAACAUGUAAAUCCUUUCUCUUGGUUUAUCGUGUUAGAAAUUUAUGGUCUCAAUUUGCAGUU
This is a messenger RNA of Cornus florida, 1272 nucleotides long. RefSeq lists its product as uncharacterized. Lineage: Eukaryota; Viridiplantae; Streptophyta; Magnoliopsida; Cornales; Cornaceae. The record is from RefSeq and is a predicted model, not a curated record. The transcript is spliced from 3 exons. The coding region runs from base 174 to 917 and encodes 247 amino acids.